This is a messenger RNA of Amphiprion ocellaris (clown anemonefish), 2493 nucleotides long. It is a transcript of the gene gucy1b2, whose product is annotated as guanylate cyclase 1, soluble, beta 2. The record is from RefSeq and is a predicted model, not a curated record. The transcript is spliced from 17 exons. Gene Ontology annotation, biological process: response to oxygen levels; cGMP biosynthetic process. Gene Ontology annotation, cellular component: guanylate cyclase complex, soluble. NCBI's taxonomy places the organism in Eukaryota, Metazoa, Chordata, Actinopteri, Pomacentridae. Gene Ontology annotation, molecular function: heme binding; guanylate cyclase activity. Bases 1 to 2187 code for a protein of 728 amino acids.
AUGUUAGAAGACAUCAGUGGGAGAACAUCAGACAUGUAUGGGUUCAUCAACAGCUGCCUCCAGUCUCUGAUAAUAGAGAAGUUUGGUCAGGAGAUCUGGGACAAACUCAGUUCUCUGUCAGGAGUCCAGGAUUCAUUCAUGACGUAUACGGUAUAUGAUGAUGUUCUCACCGUCAGCCUGGUGCAGGAGGUCUGCUCACUAAUGGGAAUCUCUGCCGAUGCAUUUCUGAAGCUUUUUGGGGAACAUUUUUUUAGUUUCUGUAAGGAAGCAGGUUACGACACCAUGCUGAGGACACUGGGAGGAAAUCUCACUGAAUUCAUUGGAAAUCUGGACGCUCUCCAUAGUUACCUGGCUCUGUCAUAUCUGGAAAUGAAUGCACCAUCUUUUCGAGUGGAGACGACAGAGGAUGGGGAGAUGUUACUCCACUACUAUUCUGACCGGAGGGGCCUGUUCUACAUCGUACCUGGUAUCAUGGAGGCGGUCGCCAGAGAGUUCUUUGACAGUAAUGUGAGCAUGGAGGUGUUGAACCAGUGUGAAGAAGAUGAGCGCACUGGGAAGAAGGAGCACGUUGUGUUUCUUGUUAAACAAACCAGCAAGACCAAAGACCAGGAGAAGUCCUGUGGACCAGCAGUGGGUGUUGGUGGACGUCCAUUUGAUUUUUCUCAGGAGGAAUUCUACAGAAAACUGAGAGCCAGGAGUUCAUCCCUGGCUGGGAAAAGGAGAGGCUGGAACCUGAUCAGAGCCGCGGUUCUGUCACAGAAAGACAUCCUCCAGAGAACCUUCACUCCAUGCUACCCAGACAAGCUGUGGAUGGAAGAGAAAUGUUUCUGCAAUGCUUUUCCUUUCCACAUCAUCUUUGAUGCAGAUCUGAAGGUAAAGCAGACAGGAGUGAACAUCCAGAAGUUUGUUCCUAGUCUGAAGGCUCCAGGGGCCAAACUGGACCAGUUCUUCUCCAUUAUACACCCACAGGUGACUCUGACCAUUGAAAGCAUCAGGAAAUUCAUCAACAGUCAGUUUGUCUUGAAGAGCUACAGGGACAAACAGACGCUCAAACUGAGAGGUCAGAUGCUGUGGAUGGAGUCUCUUGGCUGUAUGCUGUAUCUCUGUUCUCCAAAGCUCAGAAGCCUCCAGGAGCUUCAGGAUGUCGGCCUUCACCUGGCUGACCUCGCCCAGCACGACGUCACCAGAGACCUGGUUCUUCUCAACCAGCAACGUCAGGCUGAGAUGGCGCUCACCAACCAGCUGGAGAGGAAGAAGGAGGAACUGAGGAUCUUGUCACAGCAUCUGGAGACUGAGAAACAGAAGACGGAGACACUUCUGUACGCCAUGCUUCCACGCCACAUCGCUAACCAGCUGAAAGAUGGGAAGAGUGUGGAGGCAGGGGAGUUUGAAGUCUGCACUAUCUUGUUCAGUGAUGUGGUGACCUUCACUAACAUCUGCGCUGCCUGUGAACCCAUCCACGUCGUUCACAUGCUCAACUCCAUGUACUCCAAGUUUGACAGACUCACCAACAUACAUGACAUCUAUAAGGUUGAGACUAUCGGUGAUGCCUACAUGGUGGUUGGUGGCGUUCCAGUCCCGACAGAAACCCAUGCUCACAGAGUGGCCAACUUCGCUCUGGGAAUGAGGACCGCUGCCAGAGAAGUCACCAACCCUGUAACAGGAAAACCCAUACAGAUCAGAGUGGGUCUGCACACCGGCCCUGUGUUGGCCGGGGUGGUGGGCCAGAAGAUGCCUCGCUACUGCCUGUUUGGAGAUACCGUUAACACCGCCUCCAGGAUGGAGAGUCACGGUCUACCUGACCACAUUCACCUGAGCUCCUCCACGUACAGAGAAUUAAAGGAUGCAGGGUUCGACUUAGAGGAGCGAGGGCAGGUGGAGGUGAAGGGGAAAGGCCAGAUGACCACCUACUUCCUACUGGGGAACCUGCUGCUGUCGGACGACGGCAUCAUGGGAAGAGAGGCGGGAAGGAACCGACUUUACAGGGAGGAGCUUCAUGGUCAGAGCAAUAAAGAGCCUGAUCUGAAAACUGAUGCUGAGUGCAGAGACUCGUCCAUCGUCCCAGAUAACUCUGGCUCAGAUGAAAUCACCCCGUUUUUCUGGGAUGUCACCCCUCCAUACGACACCAAUGAGAGCAGCUACAACAAACCGACACACAAUAACAGCAAACUCUGUGUCUUACUUUAACUGCUGCUGCCUCGUAGGACUCCUUCAGGAUUCAGUUCAGGGUUCUGCUCCUCCAACAACACAAACAAAAGAGACACAGAUUAGUUAUAGUUCUAAAUCGGACUACAUUUAUAGUGUUUACUCUGGAACACAUGGCAGUUAGCAGCACAAACAGCAGCUCUGAAGGUUCAUCUGUCAGAUUAGAGCUUUAAUGCAGGAACACAUGAUGACUAAAUGGAACAUGUGCAGACUGAAGAGGUAAAAUAACCUUUAAUUAUGUCCACUUACUAAAGCUGCAACAUUCUGAGUAAUUAACCUCAAACACGG